AUGAAUAUGACACCAAUGAAGACAUCACUCGUCACCACAGAUGACGGCGAAGACGAAGACAUACAACAGCGGCGGUUCUGCGCGAAGAACUCAAUGGACAGAUUCGGUGAUGAUUUGUGUGGACACAUACUGUCGUACCUCUCACUCGAAGAUCGGUUUGACUGCGAAUGUGUGUCCAAACAGUUCCAGAGGACUAUCUUCGAGAGUGUUGUGGACAUCACUCUUCACGACCCGUAUGUGAAGAGAUCGCGGACUGACAUCAAUGACAUGCAAAUGUUGGCCACAAUCGGCCGCAAGUGUCCACACAUUCACACCAUUGACUGCAGAGGAAUAAGCAAAAGAAAUCAGAAGCAGUUGCGGAAAGUGUUGGCCAUAUUUCGGGACAAUUUGCGACACAUUUACUGCAAUUUAAACAGAAAUACCGAUAAAUUGUGGCCAAAGUUCGGACCACUGGUCACAAGAAUCGGCAGAAUUUCGUUAAAUACGAGACAAUCACUCACUCAUUGCCACCGAUUGUCUCGACUACGGGUCCACACGUUAUGCGAUGUCUUUGGCGACACUUUUAAGGAGCUAUUAGUGAAGAAUUUGAAGAGAAUUGAGUUUUCACACAAUAUAUCCGAUACUAACGAACUGUUGUCGGCAUUUGUGGCCCAGAAUCAGACCCUAAGAAGUGUUACAAUCAUUGAUCAUAAAUACGAACCUCACGAGAGUUGGACCGAAAUGGGCGAAGAGUUGUCACGAUUACCACAAUUACGUGAUUUGACACUCGAUGUGAAGCUAAUUGACGGUCAGAACUCACUGAACGAGUCUUUGCGAGCAAUUGGUCUGAAGUGUCGGCAAUUGAAACGAUUCUCAUUGACUUUAGGCGUUCACUUCCGUCGACUAAAUAAUCAAUCAUUGGAUUCGUUGCGAUUUUAUUGCAGAUUAAAGCGUUUGGAUUUAACCAUUACUGCGGCCAUCGAUGAC
Messenger RNA from Medioppia subpectinata, 966 nucleotides. Lineage: Eukaryota; Metazoa; Arthropoda; Arachnida; Sarcoptiformes; Oppiidae. The record is from the annotation of a GenBank genome assembly.